CGCUGCCAUCAUAACAUUUUUGUCAGUUGUCAGUUGAUUGUCAAAUUGGCUGACACGUGAGGGAAGUGUGAUAGUUUUCUUCUAUAGCAAAAAUGGGCGAAACCAAGCCGGUAGAAAACUCUGAAAAGGCUGAAAGUAAGAAAGCAGCCAAGAAAGAAGCAAAAAAAGCUGAAAAAGCUGCCAAAAAAGCCGAACACAAAGCCGCCAGUGGACAGUCACAGUCUGUUGUUGCUGAUGAAAAUGAUGUAUCUGUUGGAAAAUAUGGGAAUUUGCCGUUGAUCCGUUCUGAUAGUAAUAACACUAAUAAGGAUCGUAAAUUUAUUUAUGUUAAAGAAGUAAAUAAAUCUCUUGCUGGUAAUGUUGUUUGGGUCAGAGCUAGGCUUCACACUGUACGUGCCAGGGGAAAACAAUGUUUUAUUGUACUCAGACAACGGGAAUUUACUGUUCAAUUGCUGCUGAAUGUUUCCGACACUGUCUCAAAAUCUAUGGUCAAGUUUGCAAGCAACAUUACAAAAGAAAGCAUCAUUGAUGUGGAAGCGAAAGUGGUAGAAGUUCCAACAGCAGUCGCGGGUUGUUCUCAACAAGACAUUGAAUUAUUAGCAUCGCAAAUUUGGGUUGUCUCGGCUUCAGCUCCCCAACUUCCCUUACAGAUUGAAGAUGCGAGUAGACCAGAGAAGAGCGAUGAAGCCGAAGGGCUCAACAUUAGAGUCAAUCAAGACACAAGAUUGGACAACCGCGUCUUGGAUUUACGCACACCCACCAAUCAGGCAAUUUUCAGGUUGGAAGCUGGGGUUUGUCGCCUUUUCAGAGAAGUUUUGACAAGGAAAGGUUUCACUGAGAUUCAUACACCUAAAAUUAUCCCUGCUGCGUCUGAAGGUGGAGCUAAUGUCUUCACAGUCAGUUAUUUUAAAGGGUCCGCGUAUUUGGCUCAAAGUCCACAACUGUACAAACAAAUGGCCAUUGCGGCCGAUUUCGAUAAAGUAUUCACGAUUGGGGCUGUUUUCCGAGCUGAGGAUUCGAACACCCAUCGCCAUUUGACCGAAUUUACAGGUCUUGACUUAGAAAUGGCCUUCAAUUAUCAUUAUCAUGAAGUCAUGCUUUUGAUCGGAAAUUCAUUUACUGAAAUUUUCAAAGGAUUGCGCGACCAAUACAGCACCGAAAUUCAAAUAAUCGGUCAGCAGUUUUCAGUUGAGCCUUUCACAUUCUUGGAUCCUCCCCUAGUUUUACAUUUUGAUGAAGGGCGAAAACUUUUGGCGGAAGCUGGAGUUGAAGUAGAGCCUGAAGAAGAUUUGAGUACCCCUGCUGAAAAGUUACUGGGGCGGUUGGUGAAAGCUAAAUACGAUACCGAUUUUUAUAUUUUGGACAAGUAUCCAUUAGCUGUGAGACCGUUUUACACCAUGCCGGACCCUGAAACGCCCAGAUCCUCAAAUUCAUAUGAUAUGUUUAUGAGGGGUGAGGAGAUCUUGAGUGGGGCUCAGAGGAUUCACGAUCCGGAGUUACUCACAGAGCGGGCCAAACAUCAUGGAAUCGAUUUGAAGAAAAUUUCGUCAUACAUUGAUGCUUUCAAGUAUGGUUGUCCACCCCAUGCUGGAGGAGGUAUUGGUUUGGAGCGAGUUGUGAUGCUUUAUUUGGGAUUGGAUAACAUCAGAAAAACUUGUAUGUUCCCGCGUGACCCCAAACGUAUCACACCAUAAAUUGUUUUAAAAGACUUUGUUUUAUAAGAGUAACCCUUUAUACAAGUCUUUAAUAAACUUGUUUAAAUUA
Tribolium madens (black flour beetle) is the source of this 1764-nucleotide messenger RNA. Its product is annotated as aspartate--tRNA ligase, cytoplasmic. Gene Ontology annotation, cellular component: cytoplasm; aminoacyl-tRNA synthetase multienzyme complex; cytosol. The transcript is spliced from 7 exons. The coding region runs from base 93 to 1694 and encodes 533 amino acids. Gene Ontology annotation, biological process: aspartyl-tRNA aminoacylation. Lineage: Eukaryota; Metazoa; Arthropoda; Insecta; Coleoptera; Tenebrionidae. The record is from RefSeq and is a predicted model, not a curated record. Gene Ontology annotation, molecular function: aspartate-tRNA ligase activity; ATP binding; RNA binding.